Molecule: messenger RNA, 1506 nt
Organism: Monascus purpureus
Lineage: Eukaryota; Fungi; Ascomycota; Eurotiomycetes; Eurotiales; Aspergillaceae
Source: the annotation of a GenBank genome assembly
AUGAUUUACCCCGUGCGGCAGCCUUUGAAGAUCUCCGCGGCAGUCUUUCUCGUCGUUCUCGGCCUGCUCUUCACCUAUGUCUUCUUCCGAGAGGAUGCUGCUGGCAUUGGCAGCAGUGGUUCUGGCGUCAGCUAUUCUGGCAGCUGGCCUGCAUCUGUCGGACACGCGUCCUAUGGCGCCCUGAUUGUUGAUUCAAAGGGUCUCGUCAAGGACGCCCAUCGACUGCCCACAGCGGAUUCUUUCUUGCCACAUUUCAAGGCCGUCACAGAAAUGAAGGGCAUGACCAUGGACGAGGCCAAGUCCGGCUGCACCUGGCUCUAUCCCGCUGCGGUGACGUUCACCUUCGACGGCAGCGAUGCUGACUGGAAACUCAACGAUCGCAGCGAUAUGGAGCUGGACCGGCAGCGGAACAAGUGGCAUGAGUUCAUCGAGAGCCAGCUUCUCCCCUUCGAGGAGUACAAGGAACGGUUCGACGGGCGGGGAAUCAUCAUCGUUGCGGGCAACGAGAAGAGUCUGAAACGCGUCCGAGUCAUCCUGCGCCAGUUGAUGAAGCUCAAGUCCGAACUGCCCAUCGAAAUCCACUUCUGGGGCCAGGAAUUGAAUGAGUCCUCGCGCAACGCCCUCCAGGAACUCUGGCAGCCUAACAAGAUGUUCUUCAAUGACCUCUCGGAUCCCGCUAACAUCGCGAAGACAAAAUUCAACCCCUACCUGAUCAACUACCAGCUCAAGACGGCUGCCGUCAUCAACUCGCGCUUCGCGGAACCUUUCCUCCUGGACUCGGAUAACAUCCCCAUCAUCGACCCGGCCGAGCUCUACGACUCAGCGACUUACCGCGAAUUCGGUACGUUGUUCUGGCCGGACAUCGCGCGCACCCGAACAAAUAACCCAAUGUGGCCCAUCACAAACACCAAAUGCCGCAUGGACGAGUACGAGCAGGAAAGCGGCCAACUCCUCGUCGACAAACGCCGCUUUUUCUACCACCUCCAGCUGGCGGAUUGGUUCGGCAACGCCCAGCCAGAUCAGUACUACAGUAAAUUCCUGCUGGGAGAUAAGGACCUCUUCCGCUUCUCCUGGCAUGCGCUGAAAACUCCCUUCGGUUCUCCGGCACGAUGGCUCACGAGCGUCGGCACACUAACACCAGACGGGUACUACUGCGGCCAUACAUUCGCGCAGUACCACCCCGAUCGCGACGAUGGGCGAAUCGCCUUCCUGCACGGUGGUCUCCUCAAGACGCUGUCCAAGGAACUCAUCUCAUGGCAUCGCGAGACGAACGGUGGCAUCUUCAAGGCGUACAAGAAACAUCCCCAUGAUGAGAAUUGGUCCGUUACUACCAACGUCUCGAUUAAAUGGGAUAUUGCGGAGUAUUUGCCUAAUAAGCCGGAGGGAAUGCCGGUCGCGUCAUGUACGGAUUUCUAUGACGUCGAGCCGAAGAUUCUUGAGGAGAUUUUACCGGGUUUCGAGAAGAGAUAUGAGGAGAUUGGGGGGUAUUGGAUGUUGGAUGCUUAA